AUGGCCGAAGUCGCGGGUAUCGUGCUCGGAGCCGUGCCUCUACUUAUAUCCGCUCUGGAGCACUAUCAGGAUAUCAUAGGCCCGGUAGUCAGGUUCAAAAACUGGAGAGGUGAACUCGGAACCGUUAUAUUACGCCUGGUGACCGAGCGCGCCUCAUAUGACCAGAACCUGCGGAUAAUGCUGCUCAGAGCCGUCGGCAGUGAUGACCUAGAGCAGAUGGUCACAGAUCCACAAAGCCAGAUCUGGAGGUCCGAAGGAUUCGCCGAAGACAUGAAGAUCGAACUUGGCCGUGCAUACGAUCCAUGCAUGGGUCUGGUAAAGAAUAUCGCAGGAACGCUCGAGACAAUAGCCGCGAAUCUCAAUAUCGAGGGUUCAGACAGGAUACGAAAGGAGGGCCUUCAAGCCGUAGUCUCCGCCAACCCGCCGGAGUUGAACACCACUGACGGUGGCUCCCGGUUCCAUUUUCGAAAACGUGUCGACUUCACCAUGAAGCGCCGGGAUGUGAUUAGAAGCCUAAAGACCAUCGAAGAAGACAACGAAAAGCUGCGUAUGCUCCUGGAGGUGGCGGAUAAGAUCACUUCCAUACAAGACGACGUAGGGGCGUCUUCAAGGGCUCGUAUACGCUUUGUAGGAUCGUUGAAAGGCAUACGAUCGAAUGCCUGCCUCGUUCAUCGCGGCCUGGACGCGAAAUUCUGUAUGGAUCACGAGUGCCAUCAAGCAGGGCUUUUGUUAGAGCAACGCUUGAAAAGGCGGAAAAGAACAUUGAGGCAGGCUAUGCCAAAGGAUGUAGGAAAAUUGGGACGCUUCUGCGUCUCUGUGUAUAGAUGCCCUGGGACAGCCUGGCUCGACACAGAGAUUAACAUAGAUGACGAUGAUAAUUAUGGAAGGCCAAAUGGGCCAAAGGUAUCAUUCUCAGUUUCAACACUGGAAGGCACCGAGAAACCAGACCUACCAGGUUACAAUACUGGACUAGAAAUCCACGACAUCUGCAAAGUCAUACACGGGGCCGCCCACCCCCAAGUUGGGUUCAGAUUAGACGGCUCCGGCAAACUUCGUGGACUUUAUGAGAUAGAAACCCAGCCUCACUCCCUCGUCAAUAACUACGUUACGAUGGAUAAGUUCCUGUCAGUGAUUCAGCAGAGGGAGCACUCGAUGCCGGACUUUUACUGCCUCGUCGUCACCCUAGUCUCCUCUGUAUUACAACUUGGAGAAACCCCGUGGCUGAACAUGCCUUGGAACCGGCGAAGCAUCAUCUUUCUGCGAUCGGAACGGGGUGUUCACUCAGCGGUAGACAUCAAACAUCCUUAUUUAACACACUGGUAUAAUGCAGAUGCUGCUAAGUUGAGCAGUGAGGAAGAUGACACAACACGAAACCAGCAGAACAUGCUUGCACUCGCCAUUAUGCUACUGGAACUCAACUUCGGAGUGCCGAUUGAGAAUCUGAGGCAAGCCUCGGACAUGGGGGCGGAUGGGCAGCCGAACGCCUUUACGGAUCUGCUGACGGCCCAGAGAUGGUUUAACAGCAAAUCUCGCAAGGGCCAGCUGUCUCAUGGAUUCAAGAGCGCCAUCAAGUUCUGUCUGCAAUGCUACGUUGAUCCCGAUGCAUCAUUCGAAAACGCCGAGUUCACACAGGCGAUAGAGGACCAGGUUCUGAAACCCCUGGAAUCUGAGAUGCAGCAACUAGUUUAUGGGGGAAGUUGA
This is a messenger RNA of Colletotrichum siamense, 1701 nucleotides long. RefSeq lists its product as uncharacterized. Lineage: Eukaryota; Fungi; Ascomycota; Sordariomycetes; Glomerellales; Glomerellaceae. The record is from RefSeq and is a predicted model, not a curated record. The transcript is spliced from 4 exons. Bases 1 to 1701 code for a protein of 566 amino acids.